CAAACUACUAGCUAAAAAUCGUGUUUGAAACGACUGCUGAACAGCUCUAGUCUGGACAGGGCAAUUUCAUCAAAACGGAUCUCACUAAUUCUUGUCACGCACAUUGCUGUCACGCAGUCAGAACAACUCUUGCCGUUUAGGAUCUCAUCUACGGUCUCUGGGGGAUGGAGCUUUGGCGUCAUGAUUAGUUUCUGUCUCCCAGCAGAGAAUGCAUCACUUUAUAUGUAUAUCACCCCGGUGGUUCGCGCAAAUCAGCUUUCGAGAUGAUGAUCCUCUAUCGUCUCCCGUUCCUGCACAGGCGUGAGUCAUAACGGAUAAGGAGUGUAUUUAACUCGCCAGCGCUUCUCCUUCUUCCACCGCAUUCAAAUGGCACCCCAUCCCAACCCCCAAUUCCAUCCCAUGGAAAUCAACCCUACCACUGGCGAACCGUUUCUGCGUCUGGAGAGCCAUCCCAACAUCAUCAUCACCCCAACGCGACCAGAAGAUGCCCCACGUGUAGUCGAGCUUCUGUCCGACAAGAGGGUGUACGGCUGGUUGUGCAGUCCUCCGCACCCAUAUCUUCCCGAGCACGCCCACGGAUGGCUGCAGACAACGAAAUCCUCCGCGGACGACAUCUUAGCGCAACUUGAAGCAGCCAAAGAUGACACGGAGCUCAAAACUGUUGACGGAUGCCCCGUGCGCAGCAUCCGCGAGGUGAGGGAAGACGGGACGGACGUGUUCCUCGGGGACAUAGGCUUCAUGUUGUCGUACCAGACAUUCGAGCUGGAGCCUCUAGGCCGCACGAAGCAGGACGCUCCGAGGAGAGAUCCCGAACGACCUGAUGUCUGGAGUUGCGGCGAUUAUCUUGCGCCAAGUCACCACGGCCUCGGCAUCAUGUCCGACGCGUUUGGCACGGUAUUGCGGAAAUGGGGGAUCCCGAGGAUGGGCGUGAAGCAGAUGGUCGUCUCGGCCUCCAAGGGUAAUCAAGGGAGCGUCAGGGUGUUUGAAAAGAACGGUUUCAAGCUCAGAGACACCUACCCGGAUGCGCUGGUCGUACGAGGCAUCCUGACUAGCGUGCACGUUCUGGACUGGACGCUAGAGUGAUCGCGAGAAAUGUGAGACGAAAUAGAUGUGUAACCUACCGUGCGCUCAAAUUCCAGUUGACUCCGACCCGUGAGCCUGCAGUGCAUACCAAUGGAACCUUUCUUCCUUUCAACCACGGUGGCUUCGUCCAAGGGGUCUCACUGGACCACCAUGACACAAUUUGU
Messenger RNA from Mycena citricolor, 1247 nucleotides. Lineage: Eukaryota; Fungi; Basidiomycota; Agaricomycetes; Agaricales; Mycenaceae. The record is from the annotation of a GenBank genome assembly.